CGUAACUCGGAACCCUAACCCGAGGACACGUGUUUGCAAGGUGCACUUUUUGAGUUGGCCAUCGUCGUAGUCGACGUGUAGAACGACAUAUGGCGGGUGCUAAUUCAGUGCCGUCGCCGCCGCCAGGCAUCCCAGAGGCAUCCAGGGUAUCUACUGAACAGUGGAAGAACGACCUCUUCCAGCUCUUCCGCAAUGCAAAGGACCACUUUCCAGAUGUCGUCUGGGACAUCCAUCCAGACGAAGACGACAACGCUGUCGAGCAUGUCUGGGGCCACAAAGCCGUGGUGUACGCACGCGCACCACCGUCGUUCCAGGCGAGGUACUUCUCGUUGCGCCCUGUGCCCGUCACGUCCCCGACACCUUACGCCCCCUCGCCUUCGCCGUCGCCCGCCCCCGCCCAGUCGACCGUCUCUCUCAGUGCUACGUUAGACCUGCCACUUAAUUCGCCGUCCCCUUCGCCCUCCCCCUUCCGCUCAUCCUCCCCCUCCCCUUCAACCCCUACUCACCCAUCCGUCCUCCGCAUCCCGAUCAACGCCAACCCCGCCCUGUUCGCAAACGAGCUCGAGUACCUCUACACAGGCGCAGGGCUAGGCGAGGCAUUCGAAUUCCUCUUCGACACCUCCGAAUCUCGCGACCUCCUUGCCAACGAAGACAAUCGCAUCGACAAGCUCCGCAAAGAUCUCGUCUACAUGUGGCGAUCUCGUCUCUACUCCGAUGUCCGUAUCUCGCUCACCGGCAACUUCUCGUCCUCAAAUCCAGAGCACACAACCGCCGUCUUCUCCACCCAUCGGUUUAUCCUCAUCUCGAGAUCUCCCUGCUUCAGAGCUCAACUCCUCACCUGGGCCUCCCCUCAAUCCGCCAAAACCCCAACCGCCACUACCGCAUCCAACCCUAACGAUCCGUUCACCAUCCAUCUCCCGUCCCCCCCUUUUACACCCGCCUCCAUUCACUUCACUUUGGGCUAUAUCUACACCGGCACCCUCCACUUCUCGCAUCGUACAUUCGAUCUCGAUACUGCCUUCGCCAUCCUCAGAGCCUCCCUUUACCUUUCCCUUCCAGCUCUCACCACCGAAAUCCAGUCCCGCAUCGUAUACGAAAUGCUCCAUGGCCUCUUCCACGCUUUCCUCGAAUUCAACGCCUACGAGAGUAUCACCAAUGCAAAGUGGGGUACCGGCGGGUGUCGCUGUCGUCAAUGUGCAAGACGUGUACCAAGAGUACUUGAGUUUUCCGUCGCAGAAGACGUGCAGAACAAAUACCUCGAAAGGGGUGCUCGAAGAGCACUCGUCGGACUCUUUGGUGAGGGCUGGUGUACCUCCGAAUUCGCUGCUCUCCCACAGAAAACCCGUGAAUCCGUCCUAAAAGGACUUGCGAAACGCACCACACCAGCCAACGUAUUCCCUUUGCUUUUUGCUGCCCAACAUGCCCUUCGCAAACUCGAUAGCGCAAUCGAUGCCUGGGCAGAUAUCGUGCGUGAGAUGGUUCUAACCGCAAGAAAAUCCGUCGACGAGUGUCUGGUGCGUGAAUGUGAAGCGUGCUUCGAAGAUUCAGAGUGGGUAUCCCUUCUGGAAGGCGACGGCGCGGGCUUUGGCGACGCAGAGAGGGUUGGAUGGGUCAUGGAGUCGUUGAAGAGGGGAAUGAGCGAGAAGUACGCAGGAAUCGUAUACCAGACCAUAGUAUCGUCAAUUCUCCUUCGACCCCACCCUACGUCCGCUACUAUGACCAUGCUGCCAUCGACCUCACCCAUCCGAACCAUCGUAGAGGAUGCCCGUGUCGAUCUCCUAAAAUACAUUCGUAAGCGCUGGAUGAAUAUUAGGAACGAGGGAGGAUUCGAUGCUCUGGACAGCUGGAGUUUGAAGGAGAUUUCACAAGAGAUAGAGGUUGCCACCGAGGACCUUCUAUCCCCUCCCAGUCACUCAUCCCAUUCUCAAGGUGGCACCCUCCGCUCCCACCAUUCCACGCAUCUCUCUCGGGCUCUUCGUUCAUCGCUCGUCCGUGGGGCAGAUGCGGAUUCUGAUACUUUGUCCGUGCAUUCACUCCGCGCAAGUGUGCUAUCCAAAACUGUCGGUACGAUCGGACGAGAUUCUGGGGCCAGUUCGCGCACAUUGAAGGGGGACACAGCUUCCAUUCGAUCAGUAUCACGCACUACAAGAACCCGGAACCAAAGCACGCCUACACCAGCUGGAGCUCUUACACGAGCCAAUGUCGCAGCCCACAUUCGAGCUCACUUGGAUGCAGAUGCAGAACGUCCAGAUUCGAAAUUGACCCCCGACGACGCCACCAGUGUCAGGAGCAUGCGGUCAAGUGCCACGGAAAAAGCACGUGCACAAGGACGAGCUCACAGAAAGAGUUCGUCAACAUCUACCCUACGCACUACUGACCCAGUCGAAGAAACUAUGGAUGACUCCAGCACCACACCCAGUGUUUGCGACCGUCCACGAUCUCCGUCACGUCCAACACCAGGCUUCGGCCCCAGCGGCCGUCCACACUUGAGCAAAAUCGUUACAACAAGUACCACAUCGAUGCGAUCUACUACUUCGACACAGAAGUCACUUGCACCCUCCAUCCAUAACCGGGCACGGCCCCAUAACGUCCGCCCCACGCCCGGCGUUUCUGGCACAGCACACCGCAGCCACGCGGGCUUGUCCACCUUAAGAAUCCCUGGUUCUUCCCGCCCGACCUCGACCUUGUCCUCAGCAACGAGUGACACGGGCACAUUCCGCACAGCGCAAUCUGAGAUCCUGACUCCAACGUCGGCAGGCUCUGGAGGCUCGGGCGGCUCAGCUUCCGGUGUACGCUCACGUAAAAUAUCGAGUGGUUCAACCGUGUCGACCGUAUCUACGCGCACUGUGGGUACGACUUUACGGACCCCGAAUCAUGCACAUGGCUUGCGGGAGCGGGAAAGAUCGCGGGUUUCGUCGGGUGUGUCUAUCAAUUCUGUUGCGAUGCGGCCCCCCGCACGUCGUACUGCAGAUAGGGAUGCUGGUAAACGCAGUCCUGCCGCAACCUCGAAACGGCUACCGCCCGUCAGCUCUGCUACGCCAGCAAGCAGAGAAACGACGCCUAAGAGCAGGUCGAUAAGCAGGACAACGUCUGAUCAGGGGUCCUCUGAGAUCUCUCCGCGGGCGGAGGCGAGACAGCUGGAAAAUGAGAAAGAUGGCAGAGUUAAGAACAAAGUCAACGAUAAGGAGAAUCAAGUGCCAGCAGAUACCAAGCAGAAGAACAUCCCAGUCGUCGAUAUCAUAAACGAACUUCCAGAACGGCAAGACCAGGUCGAAAUGCAGAACAAUCUCCCUGCGGACGACGACCCUGUCCUCGCUCGUCGCGGCAGCGCAGAUACUAUAACUGCCGCCCCCCUCCCCACGACAGCUCCGACUUCCAAUCUCCAAUCUCUCACCUUGGAGAACCUUGCACCACUCUCCCCGCCCGGCGCAUCCCUUGAGAUUGGCAUUCCAUGUAUCAUAUCAUCUAAACGCCGGCGGUUCCGUGCAUUUGCACGUUAUAUUGGUGAAGUUCUGGGUGAACACGGGCCUUGGGUAGGCGUCGAAGUACCCAUGGGUGCAGGGGAUGCUUGGGUUGGAGACACCGGCGAUGGUCGAGCCUGGUGCGAUGGAACGUGGGGCGGUGUUCGUUAUUUCGACAUAGGCGGGUGUUGUUCCGAGUGGGAGUUUGGUGACAGUAACAAUGGCAGAGGUAGAGAUGGCGCGAGACGACGAACGGAUGGUAUUAAUGGUCUGUCGAAGUCCCGCAGCUCUGGUAACCUGAAGAGAGAGGGUGAUCAUUUGUCGGGCGGCAUCGACCGGUCGAAGAGGCUCAGAAGCUCCUCACCUACUGGAUCCGACAUAUCGACUUCGGAAUCACGAGGUUUGUUUGUAAGACCACAGCAGGUACUCUACGUUGUCGACGCUGUAGGCGCUGAUCUCUAGUGUGUUGGAUUGGAAGGCCGUCGUGAGUAACCGAGUCACCUUCAUCCAUUGCCUCACCAGCUGGUGAACAUGGCUACGUAUGCCUAGGUCCUUUCUUUGCUACUCCUGGGCUAUUAGGCGUUCCAUGCUUGCUUUCGAGUCGUUUUUUUUUUCUUGUUAACCAGCAACUGAACCGGCAUUUGUCAUGCACAGGAUACCACAUUCGUUAUUUGCAUUGCCCCUUUCGAUUUUAUACCACAAUUUGGAACUUCAAAUUAUUGUUGCUGCAUACGCUCCUUGACAUUUGUAUCUACCACUGACAGCGUUCAUUGAAAGAUUGUUGCACAGAACAAAUCACCUCUGCC
Messenger RNA from Pisolithus orientalis, 4267 nucleotides. RefSeq lists its product as uncharacterized. The transcript has 4 exons. Gene Ontology annotation, molecular function: protein binding. The coding region runs from base 90 to 3923 and encodes 1277 amino acids. The record is from RefSeq and is a predicted model, not a curated record. Lineage: Eukaryota; Fungi; Basidiomycota; Agaricomycetes; Boletales; Pisolithaceae.